Messenger RNA from Annulohypoxylon maeteangense, 2561 nucleotides. Its product is annotated as heterokaryon incompatibility protein-domain-containing protein. The record is from RefSeq and is a predicted model, not a curated record. The transcript has 3 exons. NCBI's taxonomy places the organism in Eukaryota, Fungi, Ascomycota, Sordariomycetes, Xylariales, Hypoxylaceae. The coding region runs from base 55 to 2265 and encodes 736 amino acids.
CUUGCUUUUAUAUCUACUAUAGGAUCAAGUCAAGCAAUGAAAAAAUGAAAAAAGAUGACCGCUACGUAUCUGCCUUCCUAUUCUACACUAUGCGACCGGUGCCGCUUGCUUGAGUUAGACGAUAGCGCCUUAGGGUCGAGAGGGAUAUACGAAGGUGGGGUAUUGUCGCUCGAGAUCGAGUACCCAGAUGAAAUACGUGCAUCCUACCACAAUGCAUGGGAAGACUCAUUCCCACAGUUGCCGGUUCUUUCGGAAUCGACAAGAAAGGGUUGCAAAUUUUGCGAACAUCUGCGAACAAUAUUUAGACAAGAAGUCCCUCAAACAAUCACUAGGAUUUAUUGCUACGGUACCUCUUAUCAAUGCGAUCCAAACCAAAGGGUCGGAUUGCAGUCCCUGAACAUCCACGCAGAUCUCUAUACCGACGAAGUUCUGGUCCAAAACGUCGUUUUCUGUUUUGCCCUUGACGGCGAGAAGUCCGAAGCGAGUAGAUGGCUUAGGCUUCAGGCACCACCCGCACAUGACCCUUUAGGGGAAGGCAACGUGCAGUUAAUACAGGAGUGGUUAACCAAAGUUGAAAACUGCAAUUCGUCAACAUACUUGCCAACUCGGUUAGUCGAUGUGAGGUCUGAAAAUGGUGAUAUCUGUCGACUGGUGGAAACAAGUUCGGCGGAGUUUAUACAGACAACGGAAACCGAGAGCCAAUCCAUUCGUUACGCUGCCAUGAGCUACUGCUGGGGAGAACCAGAUGAUGCUGCCCGACAACUGCAGACAAAUCGUGAGACCUAUAAAGAAAGAGUUUCUGGUUUUCCUAUGAUGUCAGCCUCUCCUAUCUUAAGAGAUGUAAUAAAGGUCGCCCGUGAAGUUGGAAUGCCUUAUCUUUGGAUCGAUGCCCUAUGUAUAAUUCAAGGCGAUAAAGACGACUGGGAACGUGAAUCCGCAUCCAUGGCCGAUAUAUACAAGAACGCUUUCAUCACCAUAUGUACACCUGCAUCAGACACCUGUCAAAAGGGGUUCCUUGAGCGUCAAUCGUCGUCUACGCCCAUCCCCUUUCAAUCUCGUGUUAACAGCUCAAUUAAAGGGGUAAUCAAUCUUCGAUUUAUUGGUACGUUUCCGUCCUCGAUAGACAGCGUGCGAGGAUUUUAUGCGGAUAUGGCUUUCGAGGAGUCGAACUGGGCCCAGCGCGCGUGGGUGUUUCAAGAACAGAUGCUUUCCCAGAAUCUUCUAGUCUUUGGGGCCUCGAAACUGCAUUUCUUAUUACGUGGCGAUCUAUAUUCGGAGGGCGGCGAGGAUUGUCUGGUAGGAUACUUGAACCAGAUCUCUCAGGAUACCCUGCCACCCAGUUUACAGGACGAGUGGCAUGAUCUGCGGGCCUGGGUCAUGCGAAACUAUUCGAAACUCAAACUGACGAAGCGAGCCGACAAGCUUCCUGCCAUCUCUGGGUUAGCCAGCACGUUCUUUAAAUCUUGUCCAGAUCAGUACCUAGCCGGACUUUGCAAGGAAACCUUAAACAGGGAUCUAUUCUGGUCGAGUCUACUUCACGGACUGAGCCUCACCAAGGCAGCUGUUUUAGAGAACCUCGAGGAUCCGCAUUCGUAUGUCGCGCCGUCUUGGAGCUGGGCGAGCAGAAGCCACGGCAUUGUGUUCGUCGGUCGCCAUGUCGGUACCUGGGGCGAUGACGUGGCUGCGGAGUACAGAGAAGAAUAUGUCAAACUAGAAGCCCAAGUUGGCCUUGAGAGCAUAAAUAACCGAUUCGGAAAGGUUGUAGGAGGAACGUUGACCUUCCAGGGAGUGAUAGCGCCCUGUCCUCGACAGCUUGAGCUUUCAGACACGGAAGGCCUAUCGGAAGGCGACUCUGACGAGAAAUUGUUAAGGGCGAAUACCGAAGACGGACGUUUCAUUGCUAUGGUGCGGUUGGACUGGAGUGUCGGAGGCAAGCAGGAAUCGGCCGAAGGCUUGUCGUUGGUUUUGUUAGGUACGUGUUUAUACCAGGAUGAAGAGGAGUCCGACUCUAGUAGUGUCUUUGAAGACAACCAUGGUUAUAGGAAACAUCGGGGACCAGACAUCGAGAUGGUCUAUGACGAGGAACUCGAUCGAGAUUAUGGAAAAGAAAAUGCUUCGAGGUAUGGGUACGGUAUCGUGAUCCACCCGGCAAGAAGGCGUGGGAAAUAUGUUCGAGUCGGAUCAUUUGAGACAUGGCCUCACACGGAAAGAGGAAGCCUGUCGUAUUUUCGAAAUCGUGAGCCUCAACUCGUAGAAAUUGUAUAGCCAUUUUUGAAACAUUAUAGGUAUAACGGUAGCUCCCGUUGCCUAUUUAAAUUAAGUUAGCGCUAGGUUCGGCACGGAACGUUAAAGACAGUAUGGAGCUUACAGUUUUUGAUAAACCUGUCAAACCCAUCCACACAGACCAGUCAACCUUUGAACACAGCAAGAAAGCUUACAAUAUUGCGCACAAAGAAUUCUCUACGGUCUCGGGGCCUGGGACGUCAUAUGGAGGUUUACGUUUGCUGUAGUUUUGUUCUUAACCCCUGAUAUAUACUUCUCACAACAUGGGAUGUUGCGAC